UUUGCUCAAACAUUUUCAAUGUGUCACGGUGGAUAGGCGAAACAGCUGAGCGCUGAGAGAAGUUGGAGCAACAUGUGAUCAUAUUCCUUAACACCUUCGACAGAGUUGACAGAAAUUUUCUUUUAGUGAUUAAUUAAUUAGCCAGACCAUAGAAAAUGUCGAUUAAUUGUUUAAAACCGUAUUUUGUAUGCUUUUUUCUGUGGACUUCAUUUAUGAAUUCGGUGGCGGAUCUUGAUAGCGGGACUCACACCGGGUGUCAUCGUGUGAAACAGGCAUAUUUACGGGAACAUAUCGGCCCCUCAGAUCUAGUCCCCAGUGAACCCAUUUACGAUCGUGACAUUUCAAUAUGUUUCAAUGCGGCAACUAAGGAUCCCAGUGAAAAAACUUGUUGCUCCAAAUCGUCAGAGCUGAGUUAUGUUACAGCAGCUGAAAACUUUCUAAGAGACACAAUACGCAUUAAGAAUGCAUAUUUAAAAAAACUAGUUAUGGACCAUAUUGUACAAUAUGAAGAGCGUUUAGAAAAUGUGAUCAAGAGUUCGUUCAAUAGAACGAGCCAACUGCUCAUAGACUUGUACGAUAUUCCAGCCAGUGCUCACGAGGAGGCUUUACGUGCUUUUUACCAAGACAUUAGGACUUACUUAAAGAUGAAACAUGUGAGUCUGUACGGCUCAGUGAACGAUCUUUUUGACUCGCUCUUUCCAUACUUGUAUAAAUUCAUAGUGGAAGGAAAAAACUCCUCCGUGACAUUGUCACCGGAGCAUAUCCAGUGCUUGAAAAACAAACGACAAGAUAUAAACCCGAACCCCUUCGGAACUCAGCAUUACAACUUGUCCCACAACUUGAAUAAGGCUUUGUCCACUGCCAAGUCUUACUUGGAAGUUUUGACACUGUUAGUGGAGACCAUUAAUGCAACCGAUCAUGUGACCUUGACGGAAAAAUGUCAGCAUUCGGUGACGCGGCUUCAGUACUGUUCGCACUGCCAACAGGAAGUGGAUAUCAAGCCCUGCAAGGGAUUUUGUCUGAAUUCUAUGCGUAGAUGUCUGGCGCAGCUCUCGGUAAUUAGUAGCGAUUGGAAUGGAUUAAUAAUGUCCGUUGGUCGCGUUCAGUCGUGGAUGAACCAAAAGUAUGACGCGGAGCACAUGUUGAAUCAUCUGGACGGGAAACUGGACACUGCCAUUAUGUAUGCCCUCAGCAACAGCAACCAUUUCAUGGACAGCGCCCAACAAAACUGUGGUUUCAAGACUGAAAUAAAUCCCAAGCAAGCUGCACCUAUGGGAGAAUCAUCAGACUCUUCCUCAAAAUCGGGUACCUUGAGAAAGAAAAGAGAAAUAGGUGGGGAGAUGUAUGAGAAAAUUCUAGAGGUCAUGAAGGAGCUGUUGACCUCACUGAAGAUGUUUGACACCAUUGCCGAUGAUAUCUGCAAUCAAGAAAUUUUUUACGACCAGGAUAUUAACAGUACAGAGUGUUGGAAUGGUCUCACAAAGGGGAGAUAUACUGAGGUGGUGGAGGAUAUUCCGACCCUAUUAACCAGAACGGCCAUGGUGAUUGACCCCAGGCUUGUAAGCCUGAAAGACAAACUAGCUGCCAUGAGAGUGAAUUUGAUGACACGGUACUCGGACUUUGAUUACACCCUGGACAGAGGCCACUUCCAGUCAGACUCGUUUAAGUACGGCAGUGGGGACUACCACCACCUGACGGAUGACGAGGAUCUUUGGGGCAUUAACUCCGGGGACGACAUGUACAGUGGUAGCGGUAGUGGUACCACCAUGGAAGUAGAUGUAGUGACAGAUGGUCCUGGAGUUAACCUUAUACCAACAAAAUCAAUCAAUAACUUCGAUAGUGAAGACUCCCAAGAUCCUUCAGGUGGAAGUUCAUGCUUGACUAUCUCCAUAGCAACAGUGUUAAUGAUGACCUUGACAUUAACACUAUUAUGAUAGUGCCUUGUGGUGUUUUUUGUUUUUACAUCAUUUUGUUUGUUUUUUCUGUCUUUAUUACUGGGUAUUCCUCCAAGAGAAAUGAAAUCUCUCUCAGAUUCAAGCUUUCAUGGAGGAAAACAUGCUAUUCAAGGGGAGAGAAUCGCUAUUGUUAUUCCUGGAUUUCAUGAAUCAAAAGUUGUGGACACAUGAUUCCCAUGCAGACACAUGAUAUGAUAUAUUGUUAUUGACUAUACAUUUGUAAAUCCAGUUCAUUAUUUUCAUGUUCAUGAAUAGAAGGCCUUCAGGUGUUGUGUAUAAAUGUGUACCUGUUGUGAUUGUAUGCUAGCUCUUCAUUUAUUUUUCAUCCCCCAUGACAUUAUGCGACUCAAAUGGUGUGGCUAUAAGUGCAGACAUUGAGAUGUAAGUCUUGAGAUAAGAAAAGAGUUGUCUAGAAAUGUUCAAGAGCUGUCAAUGUGAGAAGGUCAUUAUAAUGGCAUAAUGUGCAAUUUUCAUACAUUUUUUUGUCUAUUUUUUUUUCAUUUAUUUUGGUGGUAAAUGUAUUUAUUUAGUUCCUAGAACAUUUUGUUGGCAUAAUUCUAAGGCUUAAUUUCACGAUUAUUCUAUUAGUUAUAAUCUUUCAAUAAAAUUGACACUUGAGUAUGUUUCCAUGUAUAUUUAAGUUUUUUCUGUUUUUCAAGAUAUUUUGUUUAUCUUUUUUUUCUGCAAAUGCAAAUUAAUGCACUUUGAAGUUUAAAAAUUAGUAUAAUUUAGUUUUGUAAUUUUUAUUUUUUAUUGUGAUUUCUUAAAUGCUGACUAUAAGAACACUAUAAAUAACUUUUUAUGACGACUGAAUUUUUUUUGCAUUUGAGAUGAUAAUACAAAAUUAAAAAAAAAAAAAAAUAAUACCCUGCAGAAAAAUCCAGCUAUAUAGUAUGCCCUUUGAACUCAUGACCUCUUUUCAGUACUUCCUGUUGUUUUAAAAAAAAAAAUUAAAUGCAUAUACCAUAACUUGACUACUUGAUGCUCCUAACUAAACUGCUGAAAAAAUGAAAACGAUUUGUACAGUAUGUUGAAUUAAAUGCCUUAGCAGAAUAAAAGACUUUCAAAAUAAAGUCAUUUUGAAGCAAAACCAUCAAAUAUUGCAAGUAUUAAUUGUCAAAUAUGUGUUGUUAUAUCCAUUUGUAUUAAGUGUGUGGUGUUUAUGUAUAUUAAUGUACAUGUAAAAAAAGUAUGCAAUACGAGUGAAUCGGAUUCGACAUGUAUAUAUUCUUUUUACUUUAUGUAUUGAUUAUUGAUAUUUUUGUUUCUUAUGGACUCAAAGUCCACUUGUAUCCUCUUCAUAUUUUUUUUGUGUAUUUUUGUUUUGUUUUUAAUAUAAUAAAGAAACGGAGAGUAAAAUUGAAUUAAGCAGAAUGUACAUAUGUGAAAUGCCGGCCGUUGAUCGAGCUUUUAUCUGUGAUUUUACAUUGUAUUGUAAUUUUUGUCUAUAUCUUUUGAUCCACUGGUUUACCUAUUCACUGUAUACAUGUAAUACGUCACUUCCUAUGUAUAUGUUUAACUUAAUUGUCUCUAAUCUUUGGAAUGUAAGGAUACAAAUAUCAACACAAUUUCAUAAAUUUCUAGGCUGUUAUCAUGAAAGUUUUCUAUUUAUAUAUAUCUGUUUAUAUUUUUCUUGAUGCAACUUUAUCUAGAAUCCCUUCCCAACCACAGAAAUUUUUUUUCUAUCAAUAACCUUUAAAAAAUACCGGUAUUAAUACAAUCCAUAAUAAUUAUACUGUUAAAGCUUGCAUGCUUUAUGCAUGCAUGUUGGCUGAUAGCUAUAAAAACAAGAUAUUUUUUUCUGAAUCUAAAUUGCAUGUAUACAUUAUCAAAGACUGCAUAAAAUUUUUGCGAAUUCAUGUAAAAAAAAAUAUCAAAAGAUAAUUUAUUCAGAAGUCAUUUACAUGUCAAAGUGAAAGUAUUAUGAGGGAUACACAGAAGAUUUCUAUCAAAAGUCUAUACAUUUUUAUGUGAAUGUUUUUAAAAUCCUUACACCACCAUUUUAAGGUCCAUUUCUGCAUAUACGUGUGUGAAAAUAUCUUCAUAAUAAUUGAUUGAAGAAAAAUACUUGAUUUUAAAAUUUUGAUGGUAGCUACUCUAAUGACUAACUUAUCUGCAUGGGUCAAUCACUACCUCUAAUGAAGAACAGCUAACUAGGAAUGUAUUGUUAAUACCAUAUUGUACUUUGCUUUUUUUGUACCAUAUUGCAGUGUACAAUUUAUGUAUUUAUAUGUUUCAAUCAAACUUGAAAUCAAGAAUGAUCUUUUAUCAUGUAGGGUAAUUACCAUGUAUUUAAAAUUGUAAAACUGUGUUUAAAUAUUGAAUAUAAAUCUAAGAACUAAUUCACAGACAAGUUUUUUUUCUUGGUGCAGAUUUUAGAACCGAAGCGGAAUCUGAAAUAAUAGAUGUGGUAUUUGAUAAGGUGUAUUUGUUAUGCAACAUGUGUACAGCUUGUUAAUUUCUGUUGUUAAUGGAUCUAUGAAAUGUUUCUUAUCUAUCUUUGUAAUUGUUGAUUAAAUCAUGAUAUUUUACA
Messenger RNA from Magallana angulata, 4488 nucleotides. RefSeq names its product glypican-5-like. The record is from RefSeq and is a predicted model, not a curated record. Bases 156 to 1934 code for a protein of 592 amino acids. The transcript is spliced from 7 exons. Gene Ontology annotation, cellular component: extracellular region; cell surface; plasma membrane. NCBI's taxonomy places the organism in Eukaryota, Metazoa, Mollusca, Bivalvia, Ostreida, Ostreidae. Gene Ontology annotation, biological process: regulation of protein localization to membrane; positive regulation of canonical Wnt signaling pathway; cell migration.